Messenger RNA from Knipowitschia caucasica, 2058 nucleotides. Lineage: Eukaryota; Metazoa; Chordata; Actinopteri; Gobiiformes; Gobiidae. The record is from the annotation of a GenBank genome assembly.
AUGGGUGAGUUUAAGGUGCACAGAGUCCGCUUCUUUGACUACAUGCCCAGUGGGAUCAGAGCUUUAGCGUUUAACCGAGACACUGAAAGGCUGGCCGUGGCCCGAGACCAAGGGUCUUUGGAGAUCUUCAACUUCUCUGAUAACUACUGUCAAGAAAAGAUAUUUCCAGGACGAGACGGGCGGUCCAUAGAGGCUCUGUGCUGGGUGGGAACACGGCUCUUUAGUGUUGGUUUGGAUGGAUUGAUCACGGAGUAUGACUUGGAAAACUUGAGACCUAAGUACGCUGUGGAGGCUUAUGGUGGACCGGUCUGGAGCAUCAGCUGUAACCUCCAGGGGAACCUACUUGCAGUUGGUUGUGAAGAUGGGACUGUCAAAAUCUUUGAAGUAUUGGAUGAUGGAAUUCAGUUUCAAAGAAAUCUGGACAGACAGAAAGGUCGUAUAAUUUCUGUGAGUUGGCAUCCAUCUGGGACAAAGAUUGCUGCCGGUAUGAUGGAUAUGGUCAGAGUUUUUGAUGCUGAAACAGGCCGUGCUGCACUUAGACUGCUGGUUGAGAGGGGUGUAGGUGCCGCUAAAAACAAGGAGGUCGUUGUAUGGAGCCUGGCUUUUCUGUCUGAUAACACCAUUGUCAGCGGGGACUCAGCAGGAAAAGUUCAGAUCUGGGAUGGACUCAUGGGAACACUGGUGCGGAGUCACUUCAUCACUAAAUGGGAUGUCCUUGCAUUGUCUGUUGCUUCUGAUGAGAGCAGUUUAAUUGCUGGAACGUCAGAAGGUCUGGUGGUCCAGUUCCAGUUCCUCCAGUCAUCUGGAGAGCAGCAGGACAGACAGUGGGUCAGAACAAGGACUUUUAAGAACCACUCUCAUGAUGUCCACGCCCUGGUCUUAACUGAUACAGCAGUUGUAUCUGGAGGUAUGGACACUCAGUUGGUCGUGCGUCCUUUGCUGGAUAAAGUUGAAAAAAACACCUCAGAGUCAGAAUUGCGCAAGAUAAUUUUCCCCCUUAAAAGCUUGGUUAGUUGUGCAAAGAAAGCUGGAUUGCUGCUCUUUCAGUUUCCGGGCCAUCUUGAGGUUUGGAGGCUUGGAGAAAGUGAGGGAUAUGGAAAAGACGGAGAUCGCCUAUCGGUCAAGAGAAAACCAGAGAAGCUAAUUCACUUAAAGCGAAAGGGUGAGGAUCACAUCAGCUGCAGUGCUCUGUCUCCCUGUGGAACCUGGCUGGCUUACUCCACAGUCUCCUGUGUUCGACUUUACAGAUUGCAACAAAGUGGAAACAACAUAAGCAUCACCAAGGUUCCCAAGCUCCCUAAAGUCCUUUGCUCCGCCCACCAGCUCUGCUUCUCUCAUGAUUCCACCAAACUCUUUGCCUCUGCCACUCAGUCCUCUGUCAUUGUAACAGCCCUCUGUCAAUCAGAGUGCAAAUAUGUCCACACGCUUCAGCCAAAAUCAGGCUCCCAGCAACCAGUCCAUCUCUUGGCUCCGAGUGAGGAUGGGAAAUGGCUUGCAACAGCCAACACGGAUAAUGAGGUCCAUGUGUACAACCUCAAGAAGCUAAAGCUUCACUGCACAGUCCCGGUUUAUGACUCUUCUCCCACUGCAAUUGCCAUUCAUCCCAUGUCCAGCAACCUUGUGAUAGGACAUGCAGACAAGCAGGUGUUUGAAUAUUCUCUGGGACAGAAGGAGUACACUGACUGGAGCAGAAAGUUGCAGAAACAAGGCUUGCACCCGCAUUGGUUUGAGCGGGACACGCCGAUCAGCCACAUCUCAUUUAACCCUCAAAAGCCCAGCCACAUCCUCCUGAAUGACGCUUACAUGUUAUGCAUCAUAGACCAGAGCUUGCCUCUUCCAGACCACAAAACAAGGCUUUGCAAUCAGAAUACUCUCAGGGGGCUCCCGGAAUCUGAAAGAGUCCAACACAGCCACGCCUUUAAGAUAUGUAAACGGUUUCAGGAUGUCCUGAGUGUGAGCUUUCAAGAGGACGAGUCUUUGGUGAUAGUGGAGCGCCCCCUGUUGGAUAUUUUGUCUCAACUGCCGGCUCCUGUCAGGCAGAAAAAGUUUGCCACAUAA